This is a messenger RNA of Eleginops maclovinus (Patagonian blennie), 1026 nucleotides long. It is a transcript of the gene atox1, whose product is annotated as antioxidant 1 copper chaperone. Gene Ontology annotation, cellular component: cytosol. Gene Ontology annotation, biological process: copper ion transport. The coding region runs from base 170 to 379 and encodes 69 amino acids. NCBI's taxonomy places the organism in Eukaryota, Metazoa, Chordata, Actinopteri, Perciformes, Eleginopidae. The record is from RefSeq and is a predicted model, not a curated record. Gene Ontology annotation, molecular function: copper chaperone activity; metal ion binding. The transcript has 4 exons.
CAGCUCUCAGGAGUGAAGGAAGCCCCGCCUCUGACGCUAUUUCCGGUUCUCUUUCCCAGUCUAGCUUCGCACGGGCUAACGGGGACCGGUUCCAUAUCUUACUGCAACAUCUCCACGUCCCAAAGUCCUCCGCCAGUCUGACAGACGGUCGCACUUCAAAUCCUCCAACAUGACCCAAAAGCACGGGUUCGAGGUGGCCAUGACAUGUGAGGGCUGCUCAGGAGCCGUGACCCGGAUCCUCAACAAGCUGGGAGAUGUGACGUUUGACAUCGACCUGGCCAACAAAAUGGUUUGGAUCGAGUCCGAAAGAGACGUGGAAUUUCUCACGGAGACUCUGAAGAAAUGCGGGAAGGAGGUCAAGUACAUCGGCACCAAAUGAAGGAGCGUGCUGCACUACAACAGGAAGUCCUGGCUGCUGAUGCAAAGUGAAGGUCAAUGCUGGAAAAAGUCUAACAGACCCCCCCGCCCCCCAAACUCAUACGCACAAAAAACCCCCCCACCUCAGUGUCGAGAUUUACCAGGUCAUGAUGUCAGGCCUCUGAUAUGCAGCACGAUAAUCAGUAGUGGCCUGAUCUAAUUGAUCACUUUACUAUACCCAGAACGUCCUUAAAGCAGCCCUGAUGAGUUAUGUGUUGUUACUUUCAGAUGUCUUUAUUUGACAGAAACAUCAGGGCGUUUGUCCUGUUAUAAAAGCUGCACACGAACACUAGUGGACUUCCUUUAACACAACUGAAGUUACAUUCCCUGGAUUAUAAACCUUAAUGCAAAGUAUCGCCUCUGUUUCCCUCAGUGUUGCUGCAUGCAUUGGAUUUAAAAUGACAAAUGUCAUAUGCUGGACAAACGACUUCCUUUACACUACCACAGAUCAAACCAAUCAUGUUUCUUAAAUGAACUAACACACCUUUUGUUUUCUAUUAACAACCUGAAGUCAUAAUUCACUCUGUCUUAUAAAGAGAUCUGUUUCCUCUCCUUUAGUAACUGUCUUUAUGUUGUGUACACACGGGAAAUAAAAAUCAGUUCUGCCUC